AUGUCGGCGUUUUUGGAGCAGUAUGAGCCGCUGGAUGUGAUUGGGAACGGGAGCUUUGGGAUUAUUAGGAAGGUUAGGAGGAAGAGCGAUGGGUUGAUUUUUGCGAGGAAGGAACUCAACUUUGAACGGAUGAGCGAGCGCGACCGCAAGCAAAUCGUCGCUGAAGUGAAUAUCCUUAAAGACCUCCACCACGAACAUAUUGUACGAUAUCACGACCGACACGUCGACCGGGAUGCGGGUAUUUUGUAUAUUAUUAUGGAGUACUGCGGGGGUGGCGAUUUGUCGACGGUCAUCAAGCAGGCGGCGAAGCAUAAUAGGCCUAUUUCGGAGGACCUCAUUUGGAAUUAUUUCAUGCAGAUUUUGCUGGCGCUGCAUCAUUGCCACCACCCGAAUGGACACGGCAGGAGCGGAAGUGGGUCGGGGAGUGCUUUGACGGAGGGAGAGGGCGGUGGCAGCUCGAGGAGACCCCAGAUUUUGCAUCGAGAUUUGAAACCGGAUAAUGUUUUCCUGGACGAAAACAACAAUGUCAAGCUGGGCGAUUUCGGGCUGUCGAAAGCACUGAACCAAGCCUCGUUCGCGAAUACCUACGUCGGGACGCCGUACUACAUGUCCCCGGAAUUGAUGCAGGAGAAAGCCUACGACUCCAAAUCGGACAUUUGGUCGUUAGGCUGCCUCAUCUACGAACUCUGCGCUCUAAAACCACCAUUCCACGAAGCCAAAACACAUAACGAACUAUCCAUCCUUAUUAGGAAUGGACGCAUACCGCCGCUGCCUCGUGGGUACUCGCAGGCGUUGUUUGGGGUCAUCAAGGCCAUGUUGAAUCUCAAUCCGGCUAUGAGACCUUCCGCUGCGCAACUUCUUCAACAUGAGCGGUUAGAGUUGGUAUUCAAAGUGGCGGAGACCGAGAAAAUGCUAUCAACUGUCAAAGCACACAAGAACGCCAUGGUCGCUCGAGAGCGCGAAGUCCUCGCACGGGAACAGAUCAUCGCUGAGAAGGAGCAGCACCUCCAACACCUCUUCUCCCAAAAGGACUCGGAAAUCGCCCACCUCCAGCGCGUCGUCUCGCAGCUUCAAGCCCAGAUCCAUACCAUCCAGAGCGAGCCGCGUAUUACCCAGCACGACCUCGAGGUGGCGACGAAACACGCGGUGGCGCGGCGCGAACAGGAGUUGAGGAUAUUGGUGCAGAAGAGGGAAGAGGAGGUGGCGGCUGCGAUGGCGAAACGCGAGGAGGAGAUUAUGGAGGCUGUGAGGAGGAGGGAGGCGGAGGUGUGUGAGGCGUGGGCGAAGAGGGAGGCUGAGGUUAGGCAGGAGGUGGAGGUGUCGAUUAAGGCGGUGGAGGAGAGGAUACAGUGGAUAUCGGAGAAGGAGGCGGAGCUUAUAGAGGAGGAGGAGAGGCUUGAGGCGCUUAGAGAGGAGUUGGAGGUUAGGGAGAAGAGGGUUGAGGAGUUGGCUAAUAAGAAAGGACGGACGAAGUCGCCGUUAGAAGAGAUUAGGAAUACGAUGGAGCCAACGCCGCAACGACGGAAUUACGAUCCACCGCCAUCGACUAUUAAACGAAACCGAGUCGACUCGACGCCGAGAGCGACGACGAAACAGAUGUUUCCCGCUGCACUCGAAACACCCAUCACCCGGCCCUCGUACACCGACUACCUCCCUUCGGCGAUGAAGGGAGUCGUACUCACCUCGACUGGCGAAACGCUCGCCACGCCCUCGCCCAACGAACUCGCUACGUUAUUCAACGCUUCGCCCAAAGUUGGCCUUAACUUUGGCAAGAUCUUCGAUUUUGGCGAGGGCGACGACGAUGUGACGAGUCCUACCAACACGACCACGCGACUAUCUCUCGGCGGUGCUGGCUCGGGUUUGAACGGCGUGGGUGCGUCGGGGGUGAAUGGAGGAGUGCAGUUCCCGAAUGGAGCGGGCAGCGAGAGCGACGAGGACGAUGCCCCGCCGAGUCCGACGACGAGGAAGGAGAGGGAGUUGAGGGAGAGAGCGGAGAGUCGGAGUAGUUUGGGAGGAGGGGAGGAUGCGACUGUUACGAUUGCGAUGAACCUUGGGUCUGCCACCAAUGGCGCAUCGGUAUCGACACCGACACAGGCGUCAGAGGACGUCUACCUCGGGUGGGUUGCCCCUCCCUAUGCCUACGUCGGCUUCGAAUCGGAGGUCGUUGGUGAUUACGCCUUCGGCGUCGGGUGA
Messenger RNA from Coprinopsis cinerea okayama7#130, 2193 nucleotides. Its product is annotated as other/NEK protein kinase. Gene Ontology annotation, cellular component: cytoplasm; nucleus; centrosome. Gene Ontology annotation, molecular function: ATP binding; protein kinase activity. Gene Ontology annotation, biological process: chromosome segregation; protein phosphorylation. The transcript is spliced from 10 exons. NCBI's taxonomy places the organism in Eukaryota, Fungi, Basidiomycota, Agaricomycetes, Agaricales, Psathyrellaceae. The coding region runs from base 1 to 2193 and encodes 730 amino acids. The record is from RefSeq and is a predicted model, not a curated record.